This is a messenger RNA of Dinoponera quadriceps, 1516 nucleotides long. Its product is annotated as doublesex- and mab-3-related transcription factor 1B-like. Gene Ontology annotation, biological process: regulation of transcription by RNA polymerase II; sex differentiation. Gene Ontology annotation, cellular component: nucleus. The transcript has 4 exons. Gene Ontology annotation, molecular function: RNA polymerase II cis-regulatory region sequence-specific DNA binding; DNA-binding transcription factor activity, RNA polymerase II-specific. The record is from RefSeq and is a predicted model, not a curated record. NCBI's taxonomy places the organism in Eukaryota, Metazoa, Arthropoda, Insecta, Hymenoptera, Formicidae. The coding region runs from base 577 to 1302 and encodes 241 amino acids.
GUCGGGCCAAUGGCGGCGCGUCGGCCUUCUAAAAAUACCAUUUCGAAUCGGUAGGAGGAUGGAACGACACCUCCUUCGCGCGAACGACAAGAAGUAUUUUCUACAAGUAUAUAUCUCCGGCGGAGUGAGACGUAUCGCGGCAAUCCAGUCGGCGCGUCCGAGAAGCGUCCGGACGGAAGCGAGCGGUGCCGUCCGAAUGAGGAAGUCGCGCGUGUGAUCUCGCCCGCGAUCUCGGCAGCCCUUGACGAAAGUUCUCGCGUGUCUCGAAAGGUUGUAUACAUAGUUACAUAGUUCGAGCACGGAGAGAGAAACAUUCCCGGGGAGUGAUUUCUCCGAUAAAAGGCGGUAAAAGGUGUGCGGAACUGAUCAUCGGUGGGCAGAGUUCACGGUGUCGCUCGGGAAGCGAAGCGACGAUUUCUCGGCGCUCGUAGUGUGAACGAGAUCUGUAAAUCUGUAUCUAUCGCAUUCUCGAAGGUACACGGAAAAAAGAAUUCAGUUCCCGCAACGGAACCAAGGAUCAGAGAAGCGGCCGGGGCCGCGAUGUGGCUCGACGGUGAGUAACGCGCAGAGACCGAGAUGAAAACCGACGGCGGGGGCACCGGGAGUCGGCUGAACCCGGGCAUGGAGCAACGGCUGAGAAGCCCGAAGUGCGCGAGAUGCCGGAACCACGGUGUGAUAUCCGGGCUGAAGGGCCACAAGAGGUCCUGCGCGUGGAAGGACUGCCGGUGCCCGUGCUGUCUCUUGGUCGUCGAGAGGCAGCGAGUGAUGGCGGCGCAAGUCGCUCUACGCAGGCAGCAGCAGGCGCAGAGCGACAAUCUGCUGUCCUCGGCGAACAAAUCCUCGCCGACGGACAACACCGUCAGCCCUUACUACGCUAAGGGCAAGUACGACGAGUCCGACGCGGUCUGCCCCAGGAGAUCCAAGAACUUCCAGAGGCAUCAUCUGCAUUUCACGCAGACGAGCAUCAGCGUGACGCAGGGCUUCUACGGAUUGAACGCCAUACACAGUCUACCUGGUGCGUUGUCGCCGCAUCCGCGUUUGUUAAGUACUUUAUCGUCGCUCGGAUGCAAUCAAAAGCAAGAGGCUGAGUCCACGUUGAAAGUGCAAUCUUACCAUUCUGCGUAUCCGACGAUCCCGUGGUUCAACGAAGUGGCGCAGUCGUAUAUAACGAACGACGACCUGAACAAUUUUAUCUCUACCCGGCCGGACUCGCGGGGUUGCGCUACUACAAACAACGAGUCGCGUUUAGAAAAGAAAACACCGAUCUCCUUCAGCGUAGAAUCUAUCAUCGGUACGAAAUGACGUCCUCCGUAUGUCUCUGUCGUUCGAUCGUGAUGUAUGAUAAAUAAUCUUAUACGUUGAUCGAAACACUUGAUUAAAUGAGAAUUUUUAUAAAUGUUCUGCAGAUUGUUUCGUAGAAACGCGAAUCCGUGUAUCAAUCGACUCUUUGUAUAUUGCAAUAAUGUACAAUACAUUUUAAUGGCUAUAUACAUUAAAAAAAAACCUGUUAACAAUA